Messenger RNA from Guillardia theta CCMP2712, 264 nucleotides. RefSeq lists its product as hypothetical. NCBI's taxonomy places the organism in Eukaryota, Cryptophyceae, Pyrenomonadales, Geminigeraceae. The annotation marks the transcript as partial. The transcript has a single exon. The record is from RefSeq and is a predicted model, not a curated record. Gene Ontology annotation, molecular function: calcium ion binding.
CGAGUGGCAGUGACGGUGAAGAGAGCUGAGAAUCUGCCCAAGGUUGAUACGCUGGGAUGGAUCGACGGCUACUGCGUGAUCACCCUCGGGGAUGAGACGCACAAGACGAGGAUCGUGAAGCGGCAGCAGCACCCUGAGUGGAACGAGUCGUUUGAACUCUCCCUGCCCGCCUCCUCUCCCGUCCUCAUCCUCACUCUCUUCGACUGGGAGCUCCGACGCAGCGACAGGGCUGUAGGGCAGCUGCACGUCAGCCUUGCAGAUAUC